This is a messenger RNA of Onychostoma macrolepis, 2719 nucleotides long. RefSeq lists its product as uncharacterized. Gene Ontology annotation, molecular function: GTP binding. Lineage: Eukaryota; Metazoa; Chordata; Actinopteri; Cypriniformes; Cyprinidae. The record is from RefSeq and is a predicted model, not a curated record. The coding region runs from base 621 to 2561 and encodes 646 amino acids. The transcript has 3 exons.
CAGGGUUUGCUUUACUUGGGCUCUUAACCAUCAAAUUUUAGUCUUAGCUUUUUUCUGGCUGCUGUAACUGUGUUUGUAAAGCGCAUUUGUUAUAGCAUGAAAAGCCAGAAAAAUUUGUGAUUACGUGCUUUUGAUUGAUUAUUGAUAGUGAUAUAAUCAUUAUCUAGAGGCCUGAUUCGAGUUACCAUAUUGCAAGAAAUGCUGUUGCAAGUAAAGCUAUUUGUACAAAGACAUUUAUUUUUAUUUAUUUAUUUAUUUUUGUUUUACAGUGUUUGACUUUCUUUACUCCAUGGAAUGUAAAAUGGUGAGGUUUUGUUAAAUAGUCAAGCAUCUCCAUAUUGGAGCUUAUACUGUCCGCUGUAGCAUAUACUGUUCUAGGAAGUAGGCUACUCCAUUCAAAGAUUAACCAAGCCCAACUCUGAGAGACUGGCAUUACUCAGAGUGCUACAGCAAAACACAUUUUUCUUCAUUGUGUCUAAUUCACGGUUAAUGGGCGGCGUUAGACUGUGAUGAGUGGUCAAGGUUCAGUUUAGACGCUUUCUAGUUUCUCUUCUUCAGAUCAUUCAGUCAGAUUACAACAGAGAGACUCUGGAUGACAAAAACAAACUUCAAGAGACACAAUGGAAUCAGAGCAUGAAGGUGAUUCGCGUGAUCUGAGGAUUGUGCUGCUGGGAGUCUGUGGAGCUGGAAAGAGUGCAAUAGGAAAUGCAAUACUGGGUCGAGGGGCAUUUAAAGAGAGCAGAACCAGAAAGAGUGAGAUACAGAGAGGAAGAGUAGAAGACAGAAACAUCUCCAUUAUCGACACUCCAGGGUUCUUCAACAUUCAACUUACUGAUGAAGAGCUGCAAGAGCAGAUGAUGAAGAGUCUUUCUCUCGCUCAUCCUGGUCCUCACGUGUUCCUGCUCAUCAUCAACCUGGGGACCUUCAGAGAGGAGCAGAGGAACAUUAUUGAAAAGAUUCAGGAGAUCUUUGGAGCUCAAGUUUUUAAGUUCACAAUGGUUCUGAUCACUGGAAGAGAAAAAAUGUCAAUGAAGGAAUGGAUGCUCUUUAUACUUGACACAAAAUUUCAAGAGCUGGUCAGUCGCUGCAGAGAUAAUUAUCAUGCAAUCAACAGUAAAAGUGAGAUUACUCAAACUCACAUCACAGAGCUUCUGCAGAAGACUGAUGAAACUGUCAAACAGAAUAAUCACCAGCAUUACAAUAAUGAGAUUUACUCAACGUAUCGAACAAAAAGCAUAAGAAUAAAGAAAAAUCAAGAGGAAGAAAACACAUACAAAAGUAAACAGACUUUUACAACCCACAAUGUUAUGGAAGACAGAACAACACACACAGUGACUGAACAAGAAAACGAAAGCAUAAGAGAAAAGAAAAAAGAAAGUACAUACAGCGAAACAAAGCAAGAGAAAGAGGAAAGACAAGAACGAGCAAAAAUAAAAAAGUCUUUUGAAAUGGAAAGAACAACGGAAAGGAGAUCAACACAUACUGUGAUAAGAAAAAAAGAGAGUUUUGUUUCUUAUGUCAGACAAACAAUGAAAACAACUCACCUAUAUGAAAACCUGCAUGAUUACAGCUCAUUAGACAGAUUCGAGGAAUUCUCUAAUAAAAGAAUGGGAAGCAAAAAUGCAGUGAAGACACCAGAAAAACUCUGGGGAGUGAGCAGCAAGGCAACAUACCAAAUUCUACAAUCAGACGACGAUCUCAGGAUCGUGUUGGUGGGAAAAACUGGAGCUGGAAAGAGCGCGACGGGGAACACCAUCCUGAGAGAAAAGCUGUUUGAUGAAGAAUUCUCUCCUGAAUCUGUGACUAAGAAAUGCAAGAAACGUCAGAAGGUAGUGAAUUGUCGAAAAAUCUCAGUGAUCGACACUCCAGGACUGUUUGAUACAUCAACAAUUGAUAAAUGGAAACUUAAGGAGGAAAUAUUAAAGUGUGUCUGCAAGUCAGUUCCUGGUCCUCAUGUGUUUCUGCUGGUCAUCAGACUGGACGUGAGAUUCACAGAUGAAGAGAAAAACGCAGUUAAAUGGAUUCAGGAGAACUUUGGAAAAGACGCUGAACGUUACACUAUCAUUCUGUUCACUAGAGCAGAUCAGUUAACAACAUCUAUAGACAAGCAUCUGACCAAAUCCAAGCAGAUUAGAGAGCUGGUUAGUCAGUGCGGAGGCAGGUAUCACAUUUUUAAUAACACUAAUGAAGAUCCAGCACAGGUUACUGAACUGUUAAAGAAGAUAGAUGGAAUGGUGAUGAAGAAUGGUGGACAGCAUUACACAAAUGAGAUGUAUGAGAAAGCUCAGAAAAAGAUCAUGAUGAAAAAGGUUGAAGAUGCAGCUUUGGUGGGAGCAUCUGUGGCAGGAGUAGGAGCAGCAGUAGCUGGAGGUGCAGCACUAGUUGCUGCUACUGGAGGAGUGGCUCUGCCUGUAGCUUUAAUGGCAGGAGGAGCAGCUCUGACGGGAGGAUCUAGUGCUAAAGUUAUGGCAGAUAAAUUUAAACACAUAAUGGGAAAGAGGAGGAAUUCCAUACAUCAGGACCUGAAUUUUGUUUCUGAAAAUGAGGAAGGAAAUGGGUAAACAGUAGGAAGGGGCAUAUUUUAGACUAAGUAUUUUAGUUCAUUUCUGUUUUACAAUUUAUAUAAUUAGGUUGAUUCAUAUUUAUAUCGUUAGGAAGACAACUCUAGAUGGUGCUAUGGGCUAAUCUUGUUGUGCAACAGCUUACACACACAGUGCAA